Molecule: messenger RNA, 1728 nt
Organism: Penicillium manginii
Lineage: Eukaryota; Fungi; Ascomycota; Eurotiomycetes; Eurotiales; Aspergillaceae
Product: MFS transporter
Exons: 3
Coding region: 1-1728 (575 amino acids)
Biological process (GO): transmembrane transport
Molecular function (GO): transmembrane transporter activity
Source: RefSeq, a predicted model, not a curated record
AUGGCUUCAGACGGUUCACAUAUGUCUGAUGAGUACACACAGGAGAAAUGGUCUCGCAACAUCGAACAGUCUCGCGAAUCAGACUCAAUCGGCGAGUCCAUCUCCUCGGUCGAUACUCAAAACGAUCAAGAUGCGCUAGGCAAGACUCUCACCGUUCGAGCCUCUCGAGCAUCAGACCAUAUGUCUCUCUCGCAGCGUGUCACAACCAUCCCGACAAAUAUGACCGCCGAUCCGAACUAUGAAGUCGACUGGGAUGGCGAAGAUGACCCCGAGAACCCAAAGAACUGGACCCUGCGAUAUAAGGCCAUGGGACUGCUCUUUCUAUCUUGGAACACUCUCAUUGUCGUGCUAUAUUCCACCUCAUAUACAUCUGGCGUUUCUCAAAUCGGCGAGGAGUUCAACGAAAACUCAACAAUUGUCACUCUCGGUUUGACAUUCUACCUUAUCGGACUCGCAAUCGGCUCAAUGUUCAUGGCCCCGCUGAGCGAAGUCUACGGCCGGAAGCCCGUUUGCGUCAUCUGUCUAUUUGUCUUCACAAUUCUCAUUAUUCCCUGCGCGCUCGCCAAAUCUGUGACAGCUCUGAUAGUUGUCCGCUUUAUUGGAGCUUUCUUCGGCAGUGUGAUGAUUUCCACCGCGCCUGGAAUGGUCGCGGAUUUGGUCCACGAUGAGCAUCGAGCUCUGGCCUUUUCAAUUUGGAGUAUAGGCCCACUAAAUGGACCCGUCCUGGGACCCGUCAUCGGUGGGUUCGUCACACAAUACCUAGGCUGGCGAUGGAUGUGUUGGAUUGCGCUCAUUCUGUCUGCUGUGGCACUCGUUCUUGCUGUCAUUCUGGAGGAGACCUAUGCGCCUACUUUGUUGCAAAACAAGGCUGCCCGUCUGCGCAAAGAGACUGGUGAUGAGCGAUGGUGGUCCCGCUAUGACCGGAAGGAGAGUCUCUAUCUGAUCUUGAAGUUGAAUCUCAGUCGCCCAUUUGUUAUGGCUGUCACUGAACCAAUUUGCAUAUUCUGGAACAUCUACGUCGCCAUCGUGUACGGUAUUCUCUAUCUCUGCUUCACCGCUUAUCCCAUUGUCUUUAGAGAUAUUCGCGGCUGGAGCCUUGGUCUUUCGGGCCUAGCGUUCCUGGGUAUCGGCAUUGGCGUUCUAGUUACCAUCGCCUGUGAGCCUCUCGUCCGUCGACUUAUCAACAACCACAAAGUGGACCCGGAGACAGGAAAAGUUCACCCAGAAGCAAUGGUCUCCUUCGUGUGUAUCUGUUCAAUCCUCAUCCCCAUCGGCGAGCUCUGGUUCGCGUGGACCUGUGCCCCGGCUUCGAUUCAUUGGAUUGUCCCACUGUUCGCGGGUAUUCCCUUCGGCGCCGGCAAUACAGGUGUUUUCAUUUAUGCGUCCAAUUACCUCACUCACAGUUACGGAAUGUACGCCGCCAGCGCCCUGGCCGGCAACUCCGUUAUCCGCAGUGUACUUGGCGGUGUGCUUCCGCUGGUUGGAUCAUAUAUGUAUGACAGCUUAGGGCCAAAUUGGGCGGGGACUUUGCUCGGCCUGUUGGAAGUUGCUAUUGUGCCGAUCCCCUUUGUGUUCUACAAAUACGGGCAUAAGAUUCGCAUGAAGAGCAACCUCAUUGUGCGCAUGCAAGAGGAUAAGAAGAAGUUGGAAGGCAAGCGCGCGAGAAAAGUCACCGCGCAAGGAACCGCGCGUCCAAAUGACGAGGAGAAGCAGAAUGAGGGGAUCUGA